GGUGGGUUUAAUGAAUGGGAAGGCUGUAUUUAGUAACUGUCAUUACAAACGAAAGAAGAAAAUGUACUCCAACUUCUUACGAAACAUAAAAUAAAUGUGCUGACUAAAUUUACGUCACUGAAGAAAAGUUAGAUGCUUAACGAUCUCUCAAUUCUCAAGACAAAGAAAAGCUUUUAUUUUAUCAGAAACCUAAUUUGAUCAUCAACUGAAAUUCAAAUCCAAAUGGGGAUUCCUAGAUUUAUGCCCUGGUUUAAUAAAAAGAUCACAGAUCCUCUUCUUCUAAUACUCCGAAGAGGAGCUGAACCAAACCAACUGGCAUUAUCUGUGGCACUUGGACUUACCCUAGGAGUAUUCCCAAUCUUUGGGGUAACUGUAUUCCUCUGUGGAUUGGCUAUUGCAUUACUUGGAUCUCGUUGCCAUGCGCCUAGUGUUAUGCUUGCUAAUUUCAUUUCUGCCCCGAUAGAAUUGAGUUUGGUGGUUCCCUUUCUUCGUCUAGGUGAAGUCAUAACUGGAGGUUCUCAUUUCCCCUUAACCACUGAUGCGCUAAAGAAGGUGUUGACUGGCAAAGCCUCUCACGAAGUCCUACUUAGUAUUCUCCAUGCGUUACUAGGGUGGCUUGUGGCAUCCCCUUUCAUCUUGGCUGUACUCUAUGUGAUACUUCUGCCAUGUUCUAAGUUCCUAGUUCACAAGUUCGCUCCACUUCCUUCAAGCCCAAAAAAGCCAUUAAGCCCCUUCACAGAUAUCAGGCUCAAGAAGAUGGAUGCUGGCUGGAUGAAUGUGAAUCUCAAAAUGUAAAGUAAAAGAGUCUGCAGCUAGAGUUUAAGCUCAUUUAUUAGGUCACGGUUCCCUCGGAAAAGAAAUAUAUAUAGGUUCCCUCGGAAAAGAAAUAUAUAUAGGUUCCCUCGGAAAAGAAAACUCAGGAAUUUUUGGAAUCAAACACUGGCAUUUUGUGGAUCACUGUACAGGAGUAUAAGGCAGGUGCAGAUCUUGACCAUGCGGCUGAGUAUUCUAAAGCUCCAAGGCAUUUUGAGAGUCCAAGUGCUACUAGCAUUCUCCCAGCCCGUCUGAGUCGGAUUCUAUUUUCAAAUUCCACUUCAAGUCCCUUCUAGCUGUAACCAGUAACUGCCACUUCAAGUCCCUUCUACUGUAACCACUAACUGCUAAAUUUGAAUUUCCUUGGACUCAAGGGUUUGCUUCAAGAGCUGCUGAGAAACUCUGUACCUUGAGCAACUAGACUCCUUUACAUUUGCCGUAAAAGUGGGUUUAUCCUCCA
Papaver somniferum (opium poppy) is the source of this 1273-nucleotide messenger RNA. RefSeq lists its product as uncharacterized. The transcript has 6 exons. The record is from RefSeq and is a predicted model, not a curated record. NCBI's taxonomy places the organism in Eukaryota, Viridiplantae, Streptophyta, Magnoliopsida, Ranunculales, Papaveraceae. Gene Ontology annotation, cellular component: intracellular membrane-bounded organelle. Bases 223 to 795 code for a protein of 190 amino acids.